Messenger RNA from Hordeum vulgare subsp. vulgare (domesticated barley), 746 nucleotides. RefSeq names its product vegetative cell wall protein gp1-like. The record is from RefSeq and is a predicted model, not a curated record. NCBI's taxonomy places the organism in Eukaryota, Viridiplantae, Streptophyta, Magnoliopsida, Poales, Poaceae. Bases 66 to 746 code for a protein of 226 amino acids. The transcript is spliced from 4 exons.
UUUUCAAAGCGGAGACCCGAAACCCCACCAAACCCCCUGUCUCUCGAUCCUCGCGAGUCAGCGCCAUGUCGUCCCCACCACAACCACAGCGGCCACCUACCGCCACUGCCCCGCCCACCGCCACGCCCCCUCCCCCGGCCACCGCUCCCUCGCAGCCCCUGCCGCGCGCCUUCCUCGCCACCUCCACCGCGCCGCAGCGCGCCGCGAACCCGACCCCGACCCCGACGCCGCUCUUUACCGGCCGCCCGCUCAACCCUAACCCUAGCCACGCCUCCCCCGCGCACGGCAUCCUCUACCCCGUCGCCACAUCAUCCUCCAUCCCCGCCACCGCCGCGGCCGUGGCGGCGAACCAUCGCCGCGCCCCCCACGUCGGCGUCGUGUACCCGCGCCCCCACGCCGUUGCUGUCCCCACCGCCCCGCCGUCCCAGCGUCCCCAGGCGACAACGCAGCAGCGGUCCUACGCCGCCGCGCCGCGGGCCGUGGUGGCGGGCGUGACGCCGCGUCCCGAACACCCUCCCCGAGGGGUUCCAAUAGCCCCGCAUCCUCAGCUCAAGGUUAAUGCUGUUCGAGCUGUUACUCCAUCUCUGGCUGUUACUCCAUCUCUAGUUGUUACUCCAUCUCCAGCUGUUACCCCAUCUCCAGCUUUUACUCCAUUUCCUCAGGAGCAUGUCAACACAAAGGAAAGAGAAAGUACCAAAGAAAACGCUACAACUGUGGUGAUCAAUGACCGCAAACCAAAUGACUAG